AUGGGUUCUAUUCCGGAAAAGACGCUUUUGGACACCUCCAUCGCUACCCAGGCCAACGAUGCCCAGAGGGUAGCACACCUAGCCAACAAUAUCGGCACUCUUGGUACAUCUUUUCUCCUCGACGAUGAAGAGGGUCGUCUUGCCCUUCUGAAGCAGGCCCGGUCACUGCUACAGGCGCUGGAGACCCCAAGAGAGACGAUGAUUAAACAUUGUUGGGCUCAGCCUGCUGUGACCUUCGUCAUUGCGACUGGCAUUGAGUCGGGCCUGUUUCAGUACCUGGCCCAAAACCCUGGUCCGAAGACCGUGGAUCAUCUAGGCAAAGCUCUUCGUUUUGAUAUCGAUGUACUUUCUCGCACACUGCGUCAUCUCUGCUCAAUGGGAUACCUCAAGGAAGUUGGCCCGGAUGAGUACGACGGCACAAACUUCACCAAGUCGCUGAGUUUACCGAUCAUAGCCGGCGGAUAUCCUUGUCUAGAGGGGCCAAUGCAGGAUGUCAUCGGUAAAGAUAACAACUUCUUCAAGCACAUGAUGACCAAUCAUCCCGCCGGAGAAUUCCAGAACCAUAUGGCCGGAUACAGGCAAGGACGCCCUUCCUGGAUGGAUGAUGGAUUUUUCCCUGUUUCAGAGCGCCUUUUCAAAGGCGCAGACAGUUCAUCAGAGGCGGCUUUUCUGGUCGACAUUGGCGGUAGCAUCGGCCACGAUCUAGAAGAAUUCUGUCGAAAGCAUCCCACUGCUCCCGGCCGACACGUCCUCCAAGAUCUUGAAUACGUACUAUCUCAGGUUCAGAAGGUUGACCCUAAGAUUGAGCCCAUGUCGUACGAUUUCCACACAGAGCAGCCCGUCAAAGGCGCAAGAGCCUAUUAUAUGCACUCUGUUUUACACGACUGGACGGAUGAUGUUUGCAGGAGCAUCUUGUCGCGCGUCACUGCGGCAAUGAAACCGGGUUACAGCAAGCUUCUCAUUAAUGAGAAUGUGAUUCCCUCGACGGGGGCCGAUUGGCAGGCCACGGCGCUGGAUAUGAUGAUGAUGACACUCUUUAGUUCCAGGGAGCGAACAGAAGAGCAAUGGCGCAAGCUUCUGGAACCUGCUGGUCUCAAGAUUGCCAAGAUUUGGUCAGCGGGUGAAGGCGUAGAGAGCUUGAUCGAGUACCAGUCUGCGCGAGCUCAGCUUUCCCCCGCGACUAUGUUCACCUCAAUCCGAGUUGCCGCCUGCCACGUCUCGCCUAUUUUCCUCUCCGCGCGACGCACAACCGAAAAGGCAAUCUCCCUCAUUGACCAAGCAUCCAGGAACAAAGCAAACCUCGUUGUCUUCCCAGAGACCUACAUCCCAGCGUUCCCUAUCUGGUCCUCCCUGCGCGCCCCCUUUGAGAACCAUGACCUCUUCAAGUCCAUGGUGCAGGAAUCCGUCCACAUCGACGGUGAAGAGGUAGACGCUCUCCGCUCCACGGCAAAGAAGCUCAAUGUACUGCUUAGCGUCGGCAUUUCUGAAAAGGCUCGCUACAGCAGCGCGACGCUUUUUAAUACUAACAUCAUCAUCGGUACUGACGGAGAGAUCCUAGUCCAUCACCGAAAACUCAUGCCAACGUUUUUCGAAAAGUUGACGUGGGCGCCCGGAGAUGGCUACGGCCUGCGCGUCGCAGAGACGCGAUUCGGGAAGAUUGGGAAUCUCAUUUGCGGGGAGAACACAAACCCGCUUGCGAGGUAUGCGCUCAUGGCGCAGGGAGAGCAGAUUCACAUCUCCACAUGGCCUGCGAUAUGGCCGACGAGAGUUCCGAAAUCCAAGGAGACAAGCUCUCGAGUGGGAUCAAGCGUGGCUAAAUGGGCCAACUACGACAAUGUUGCUGCCAACAGGACGAGGGCGGCUGCACACUGCUUUGAGGCUAAAAGCUUUGGUGUUCUCUGCUCAGGAGUCCUGGGCGAGGAUGCAAUUGAGUCUGUCUCUUCGGGGGCGAGACAAGAAGACGUGGUCUCCCAGGCGCUGAGAGAUUCGCCACGGGGCGCGACCAUGUUCUUGGACUCAACAGGCGCAUUAUUGCCGGGGUUUACAAUUGAAGAAGGAACUCUCCGAGAAACCCCGUCAGAAUUCUUGCAACACGAAGAAGGCAUCUUGUAUGCAGACUUAGAUGUUGGGGAUUGUGUUGAGGGAAAGCAGUACCACGAUGUGGUUGGCGGGUAUCAACGCCUAGACGUGUUUGAUCUGAAGGUUGACCGUAGACGGCGGGAACCGGCUCUAUUCAGGGGAGACAAUCUCAAAUUGAAAGGAGAAAUAGAUGCUCUUGAAGAGGAUUGA
Colletotrichum costaricense is the source of this 2289-nucleotide messenger RNA. Its product is annotated as O-methyltransferase. The transcript is spliced from 4 exons. NCBI's taxonomy places the organism in Eukaryota, Fungi, Ascomycota, Sordariomycetes, Glomerellales, Glomerellaceae. The record is from RefSeq and is a predicted model, not a curated record. The coding region runs from base 1 to 2289 and encodes 762 amino acids. Gene Ontology annotation, molecular function: O-methyltransferase activity.